AUGUCAUCAAUUAGCAAAAUCCAGGCGGCCCUCACGGCGGCCACUAAUGAAGUGACGGUUGCGGCCGCAAAUUUGAACUUCGAUUUCACGCUCAUCAAAUGCGAGGCACCGAAAGAAUUCCAUCCAUUAGGCACCGCCUUGACUCAAAGGCGUAGGGAAGACGCAGAGUAUGGAUCGACUCAUAUCACCGCUCGACGACUCGGCGCGUUGUUCGAAGGGCUACUCCCACCCACUCCGGCCCUUCUACGAGCGUAUGGGAAUAGAGUCUCUGAGAUAGCUCAAAGCUCCCGGCAAAACGGCUCAGCGGAGCCGCAGAACAGCAUGUUCGCGGCGCAUGCUGGAAUCGACGGAACAUCGAUCUGGGCGGCAGCGACGUCGUCAUCCACUGCAUUACAUGUUCAGCUCCUGGCCUGUAUGCUAGCCCGUCACUGGCCAGCUAGCGAGGCGACCUCUAUCUGGGUAGAGUUAGUUCGGGGAAGGAGGCAGGAGUUAGAGGAGGCGUGGACUCAGAAUCACGCGGUUCCUUACGCAUCUUUGGUUGCGGCAACCCAACCUCAGAUAUCUCGCGUGAGCCUGGCCGAAUGGGAUGCAAGCGCUCGCUCGUGGCUUCGGACCGCUGACCGCGUCAAGUUCAAACAACAGAAUCAGCUUAUGCUUCUCGUCACGAAUGUCAGUGUUCCUGUUAACGAGCAUAUGAUGGUCUAUCAGAGUGUCAUCCCGGCUUGGAAGUCCGCCUUAGAGUCGACGGAGAAACUCGUGAGUGGGAUGCCCCAGGCCAUCAGCCACGGCUCAUGUCUUUUGGCAAUUAGUUCUUGGCACCUAUAUCCCGAUAUAAUCGUUACGGAUCCUACUACAGUGUUUCACAAAUUCGAGGAUCCUUUGGUACGACCUGGUGGGACACUAACCCUUGGCCUUGCCCGCCCUGGUGGGGAAACGCUCGGAGGGGUGUUCUGGUCCCUCUCACUUGCUCAUCUCAACUUCUAUGGACGACGCCCUGUACAGAAAGAGGCGUCCUUGAAUCUACAUUCGCAAAGUUUGUCAUUCCAGCAGUUCACGGUGUCGGUCUUUGGGGCAUUUCUAGCGCGUUGGGGUGCCUUCGGAACAGAUGCUGAAGCUCCAGCACGGUUCCUCACGAAGCUGAGAGACGACAUUUACGCGAUAGCAAACGGUCAGCACUCCAGCUCUGCCCUAAGAGAGUCCUGCAUGAGGGUGGCCAGUGAUAGUGCGCAGCCGAUAAACCUUCUUGCCAGAGCUGCCGAUACGCUCCUCGAUGCUCGGAAAUUCGAAGAUCACCUCGACCUGAAGUUGAUUGCUCUUGGCGGUAAGAAAGCAGAGAAACUCUUGCCUCAGGCACUUCCGUCUAACUUCAUGGGCUUUGGUGAUCCCAGAAUUCUUCUUAGACUUCUGAAAGGCCCGGACGAGAGGAUCGCCUUGCUCCGCCGGAUACUUAGCGACAGUGACCUGAUAACUCAAAAUCAAGGGACUUUUGUAAUUCGCUUCUUUGAGGACAUCAAACCCCAAACCUUAGUAUACGCAUGGGCACCUGAUCGUCUGGCAGGUCUCGCGACCGGUCAGGUUCUACGAGAAGCACUUCCUCAAGGCGGUUUUUCCAACCCCCCACACGUGCGGUGGGCUCCAAGAGCCAUCCUUCAAAGGAAGAACUUCCACAAGGACGUGGUACAUGAGUUGUCGGAGGACGCAGCAUUGCCGCUAGCGUCAAAGGAAUUUGAAGUCCUCCUUGAAAACAAGUCCGAGGGCGAUGGUAAUGCUGUGCUUCAAACAUAUCACUAUGUCUACGGUGACCCUGGCUCUGCUGCGAUCUAUUCAAAUGCACCCGACAUCCAAUCUGUUAAGUCCGGGAAAAUCAGACCGCCUACUUUCCAGGACCUCAUCUGGUGCCUGGAAUUUGAUCUGUUUGACAUGGGAGCCAUGAUUUCGUUUUUUGGCCUCAACGAAGGUGCGGCAGUCGGACUUGAGACCAGGCCUGAAGGCCGGACACUCAAGGCUUUGAGCAGUGCACACCGAAUCUACCGAUCACUCCCAACUGCCACAGUGUCCACUCGGGCUCUCAACAGUCCUCUGUAUUCUCCUCGAUGGUCGCCACAAAGCCGAAGAAUUGCAGCGAUAGACAAUCCACACUCAUUUGAUAUACCCAGUAGCCGCCAAACGCCGGAUGCUCAACUAUCACGGGACGUGGCCUUCUCAUGUAUAGCAUGGCUAGAAGCCGGAAUUGAUAUCGAUCCUCGUGAUCUGACGAGAGUGUUCGCUCUCGCAUAUGAAGACAGUAUUUACGUUUCCAUGAAUCUUACUUGUGACCCUUGGGAGUCACCAAAUAGUCAUGAACUCAAACGGGUAGCGGGAAAUGUUGGCAAGCCAGGAGUCACGCUUCUUGUGCCACCAGACGAUCCCGUGGUGCCUGCGUCCGAGGAGUCCUCAUGGAGAGUAAUAGGCACCUCUGAGUUCGACGGCCUUGCGGAAGAUGGAUUUUCCCAGACAUCGAUGCACUUGUCGUUCACAGAAUACUAUGUUCCGCUUGUGAAGUCCACCAAUGGCCAGGUCCAAAACAAUCAAGUGCACUAUCUUGAGUCCGUCGUAUCAAUACACCACGCCGGACAAUGGAUUGGAGAUGUCGACUUACAGAAGUGUUUAGCGAGCACCUGCCUUACCCGAGAGCCGCUACUUUCCUGCAGAGCGGGACACAGCAUGUUUAGUGUCAAAGGAAUAAGAUCAAUCGAGUCGUGGGAAGACGUCAUCGAGCCGCCACCUGGCGAUGGUGUCGUCCGGGCCCAUGGCAACUGGGUGGCACGACUCGCUACGACUGCUGUUUCAGUACAUGUCCGGGACGCGGCGGGAGGCGGAAUUUCCAGAGGAGUCGCUGUCUACUCCAAUGACAGCUGUUGGAAUUGCAUCUCUCAAAGUGGUAUCUUCAAAUCCACGGUGGGUUCCCAUAAGCAAUCGACGAGCUACAUACCUGGCAUUUCCAAUAUCAUGAUAUUCUAA
Diaporthe amygdali is the source of this 3000-nucleotide messenger RNA. RefSeq lists its product as uncharacterized. NCBI's taxonomy places the organism in Eukaryota, Fungi, Ascomycota, Sordariomycetes, Diaporthales, Diaporthaceae. The transcript has 2 exons. Bases 1 to 3000 code for a protein of 999 amino acids. The record is from RefSeq and is a predicted model, not a curated record.